Messenger RNA from Myxocyprinus asiaticus (Chinese sucker), 3911 nucleotides. It is a transcript of the gene trpc4apb, whose product is annotated as transient receptor potential cation channel, subfamily C, member 4 associated protein b. The coding region runs from base 16 to 2334 and encodes 772 amino acids. Gene Ontology annotation, cellular component: Cul4A-RING E3 ubiquitin ligase complex. The transcript is spliced from 19 exons. Lineage: Eukaryota; Metazoa; Chordata; Actinopteri; Cypriniformes; Catostomidae. Gene Ontology annotation, molecular function: phosphatase binding. The record is from RefSeq and is a predicted model, not a curated record. Gene Ontology annotation, biological process: ubiquitin-dependent protein catabolic process.
GCCAGCGGAAAAGCAAUGGCGACGAGGGGCUCUGGGUUUUCACGGACCCAAAAAAGCCGCGGAAAUUCAAGCAAAAACAUUUUUAAUAAAAUCCGACAUGGCCAAAUCACUGGUGUGGGGCUUACUAGAGGUACUCAGGUUCCAAUUGCUCUCCUGGAGGAGAGAGAUAAAAGAGCUCAAUGGCAGGGAAUUCCAGUGUUACUGAGGAGACUUCAUGAGAGCAGCCACCCUAACAGUGACCUCACCAAGAUUCACAGCAUGGUCAUGGAGCUGUCAUCAUUGCUUUCUAUGGAGGCCAUGUCAUUUGUUACAGAGGACCACAAGACACCACAGGAAUCUCUUUCACCAAAUACGUAUACGUUUGACCUGUUUGGAGGAGUUGAUUUGUUUGUGGAGAUCCUGAUGCGGCCAACACUUACAGUACGGGGAGACCUACCCAUAUUGAGUGAUGAUCUUAUCAAGGAUUGUCUGAGUGUUCUUUACAACUGCUGUAUAUGUACAGAGGGUGUUACAAAAAGCCUUGCAGUGAGGGAUGAUUUUGUCAUAUUCCUUUUUACUCUCAUGUCUAACAAAAAGGUUUUCCUUCAAACUGCCACUCUUAUUGAGGACAUAUUGAGUGUGAGGAAGGAAAUGAUCCAACUAGAAGAAAUUCCCAACCUGCCCAGUCUGGUCCAAAGCUUCAACCAGCAGCAGCUGGCCAACUUCUGUCGUAUCCUCUCCGUUGCCAUAUCAGAGCCAGAUGUGGGUGUGGAUGACAAACACACACUUCUGGCCCGCAGUACCCAGCAGAAGACCAACACCUGCCCAUCACGUGCUGAGAGCAACCAAAUGGCUCUGCUAAAUAUCUCGGGGUUUAUUGAGCGUCUUUGUAAGCUGGCCACACGGAAAGUUACAGAAGCAGAAGGUGCUUCUGCCCGAUUGGAACUGGAGGACUGGCACAGUUGGCUUGACAAUGCCCUGGUGCUGGAUGCCCUCAUGCAGCUAGCAAUUGAGGAAGCGGAGCAGAGCAAUACAGAGUCAUCUGAUGAGAGUUCCCUGUCAUCCAGUCCGCUCAGACACAGGCUUCCCCAAUCCAUGAAGAUAGUCCAUGAGAUCAUGUACAAAGUGGAGGUUCUCUAUGUGUUGUGUGUAUUGCUUAUGGGCAGACAAAGAAAUCAGGUUCACAGAAUGCUGGCAGAGUUCAGGUUAAUUCCAGGACUCAAUAACCUGUUUGAUAAGCUGAUCUGGAGGAAACAGCCUACAAGCCAUGUCUUACACCGACAGAACCAGAACUGCGAUUGCAGUUCGGAGAUCUCGUUCAAAAUUCAGUUUCUCAGGCUGCUGCAGAGCUUCAGUGACCACCACGAGAAUAAGUACCUUCUUCUAAGUGGACAGGAGCUGAAUGAACUGAGUGACAUCUACCUGAAUGCGAACAUCUUUGAGAUGGAGUCACUGAAUAAUACAGACAGGAAUCUUGUGUGUGAUGGUAAAAAAGGUCUUCUCACACGGUUAAUUUCAGUUAUGAAGAAGGAGCCAAUUGAUUCUUCAUUUAGGUUUUGGCAAGCAAGAGCAGUGGAGAGUUUUCUGAGAGGAACACCUUCAUAUGCAGACCAAGUGUUCCUGCUAAGAAGAGGCUUGUUAGAGCACAUUCUCUAUUGCAUCAUCGACAGUGGCUGUAAGUCCCAUGAUGUCCUUCAGAGCUACUUUGACCUACUUGGUGAGCUCAUGAAGUUCAACAUCGAUGCCUUCAAAAGAUUCAACAAAUACGUCAACACUGAGGAAAAGUUUCAGAUGUUUUUGACUCAGAUCAACAGCUCUCUGGUGGACUCUAACAUGCUGGUGCGAUGUAUUGUCCUUUCUCUGCACCGCUUUGAGAGCCAGACUGAAGACAUAAAAGUGGUAGAAUUGUUUUCAGAGUGUCGUCUCUUGUCCUACAUGGCUCAAAUGGAGAGCCGGCUGACCUUUCUUUUUAGACUGAUCAACAUCAUCAACGUUCAGACUCUCACCCAGGAGAAUGUGAGCUGCCUAAACACCAGUCUGGUGAUUCUGAUGCUGGCACGGAGGCGGGGCAAGUUGCCCUUAUAUUUGAGCGCUCUAAGAGAAAAGGAGUAUGCAGAGAAAUACCCCGGCUGCCUGCUCAACAACUUCCACAACCUGCUGCGCUUCUGGCAGCAUCACUACCUCAACAAAGACAAGGACAGCACCUGCCUUGAAAAUAGUUCUAGUAUUCCAUUCACCUAUUGGAAGGAGACGGUCUCAGUACUUCUGGGUUCUGGUAGAAGCUCACGCUGUGCCAUCGCCUCUUACAUUGAUAAAGCCUACAGGGACCUGGACAGAGACUUCUUAGAACUGUGACUGUAGAGACUGUGAUAUUUUGAGCUACUGAGAGGACUCUCCUUUCCACAGAAUUUCAUCAGCGUGUCUUAAUUUAUUAGACUUGGUCAUUCAGAUGCAUUAUAAAAUAGUGGUUUGUGGUUGAAGUUCUGUGUAUGCGCGCGCGUGAUGAGUGUGGAUGUAGGUGCGAAUGAAUACCCAGAUGACAUGUUAGUGAGGGUGCUGAUCUGCUUGUUUGUGUGUGUUGGCUGGUUCUGGUGAUAUCAUGGCUCAGAGUAUUAGCUGUGCAGUGAAUGUGUGCUUUGGAUUAUGUUAUUCUACAGUGGAGGUGUGUGUGCGCGUGUGUGUUUGCAAUGGCACUAGACUCUGGAUGUUUUACUGUCAGUCCAUAGAUUUACAGCUGCCUUGUUCUCUAGUGCACAAGCUCUCUCUCACCUCUCCUGUAGGUUGAGUUGUCACACCUGGACAUAAAUUCCUGUAAGUAGUCUGGAAGAGCCUCACUGCCCACUGGCUAUGAAAUUCAGAGACUUCCCAAAGUCUUAUAUUGGUGGUUGGCUUAGUUUACAUUAUGCCUGUAUAUUUAUGUAUGUAAUGUAUGUAGUUCUCACUUGAUCUUUAAAUUUAACUUUUCAGUCCCAAACUCACAGUGUCGACACAAUUGCGAGAAAGUAAAAUUAAUAAAUUGUUUUAUCACAACCAUGUUUCAUUAUGUACAAAUUGUUGAAUGUUUUAAUGUUUGGGAAUGUGAGCAGUCUAUUAGUCUGCAGUCUGAUUUAUCCGUUUUAAGAUUUAAGAAAUAUGUAGGGGGAGUGGGGUAAGAUGAGCCGAUUUUUACACAUGUUGUCUCCAAUACAAGAAAAUGUUAGAUAGAGAUAAAAUUAAGAGGUUCCUUUAAUUCAAGGUGUCUGCUAUCACUUGAUAUUAUCAAAUUAGUCUGUGAUAUAAAGUCACAAACAUAUGGCCUUUAAAAAAUUAAUUUAAUCCAUUGGGUCAACUUGCCCUAGGUCAGGGGUAAGUUGCUCCUAGCCAUUUUGUAAAUUGACCAAUUGAAUUUUUCCAGUGAAACACAAUAAAAUUCCACAAAUUAUUUUGUAUCUAUAAUUUCUGAUCCAUUAUCUAUUUAUUAUUAUCUUGUACUUUCCUCUUGUUUCCUUUAACACUGAGGAUUAUUGCAUGUAAAUGAUGGAACGAUUUACAUCAAUCACUCAGCAUAGCCUACAGUAAAUGCCAAAAGUCUGCCUGAAAAAAUUUAAUAUCAUAAAUACAAACAUUAUAAACAAAACAGUUAUUGGAAAUUCUUUGUGUGAAAAAACAUCUCUCUCCUUUAGGUCCUCUUUUAAUUGCAAACAUUAUAAACGGAUCAGUUAUCAGAACAAAUUUGAUUCCGUAAAAACGAGUGGCUCAACUUUCCCCAGACUGUUCGGUUUGUUUUGCCCCAGUGACAAUUUUUGAAAAAAAGAAUCUAGCAUAGUGCUUUAGGGCUAAAAUUGUGCUAAUCAAGGGUAUUUUAUACACUGGAUAUACACACGUCAUUUUGUACCUGAAUAAAUUUGCUUUGGCAAAACAAUAAAUAAACCUCAAAUGUAAAAAAAAAAAAA